AUGGCUAUUUUAAAAGCUGCUUUAAGAAAAUCAGCUGUAGCUAAAGACGUUGAUAUGGCUUAUGUCGCAAGUCUAACCAUAGAUUUUAGUGGUGCCGAUUUAACAAAAAUUUGUCAACGAGCUUUUAUAUUAGCUACAAAAGAAUCCAUUGGAAAAAAACGACAACUUAUCCAUCCAACAACAAUGGCUUCUGGUGAACCACAGCCAGUGCCAGAAAUUCAUCGUGAUCAUUUUGAAGGAGCUAUGGAAUUUGCUCGACGAUCAGGUAGUGAUAAAGAUAUAAGUAAAUAUGAAAUGUUUGCUCAGACAUUAGAACAAUCACGUGGUUUCGCUACACAAUUUCAUUUUCCUGGUCAACAACAACCAUCACGAGCUAUUGGCGAUCAAGAUGGAGAUGAACCUUCAAUAAACCAAAUAUGA
Rotaria sordida is the source of this 420-nucleotide messenger RNA. Lineage: Eukaryota; Metazoa; Rotifera; Eurotatoria; Philodinida; Philodinidae. The record is from the annotation of a GenBank genome assembly.